Messenger RNA from Klebsormidium nitens, 450 nucleotides. NCBI's taxonomy places the organism in Eukaryota, Viridiplantae, Streptophyta, Klebsormidiophyceae, Klebsormidiales, Klebsormidiaceae. The record is from the annotation of a GenBank genome assembly.
AUGAGUUUUCGGGGGCCUAAUUACAGAGGCGACGCCAUCGGCGGAAAGGCGGCCGCGUUCGUCGCCAUUUACAUCACGACCGCGUUCCUGUCUGAGAUCGUGAGCAAUAACGCGGCCGGCGCGCUUACGUACCCCAUUGCCGCUCGGCUUGGGGACGCGCUCGGUGUCGUGCCAUCUCCCGGCGACUACCGUUUCCUUAAGUUCGCCAAGUUCGGCCUCCCCUGCCAGCUGUUCAUGAUCGUUUCUGUAAUUAUCAUCUUCGUCCUAGAGGAGACGAUCUGGGUGUCGAUUUUUAUCGCAAUUGCGCUUUUCGCGGCGAUUCUCGCGGGUCCUUUGCUCUGGGUUGUUCUCCCUGAGUCUACGAAGGAUUGGCUCCGCUUCUGGGGGCCCAAAGCGAAGGCUCAAUAUGUGAAGGCGCCGGAGCUGACGAACGGAAAGAUUGUUGACUAG